Molecule: messenger RNA, 2169 nt
Organism: Hemibagrus wyckioides
Lineage: Eukaryota; Metazoa; Chordata; Actinopteri; Siluriformes; Bagridae
Gene: aldh6a1
Product: aldehyde dehydrogenase 6 family, member A1
Exons: 12
Coding region: 118-1695 (525 amino acids)
Biological process (GO): L-valine catabolic process; thymine catabolic process
Cellular component (GO): mitochondrion
Molecular function (GO): methylmalonate-semialdehyde dehydrogenase (acylating, NAD+) activity; malonate-semialdehyde dehydrogenase (acetylating, [NAD(P)+]) activity
Source: RefSeq, a predicted model, not a curated record
CCCGUUCCAUUCUGAAGCUGCUGUAGAUUAAGGGAGAAGUUUAAUAGGGUGCACGGGCUGACCGCAUUGGCUUGAAUUACUCUUUCUGGGAGGUCUUCAAAUUCUCUGACUUCUGUCAUGGCAGCGACAACAGUGCGUUCUCUCCUAAAGAAGAGGGUACUUCUUCAAUUGGGACACAGAUGUUACUCCUCUUCUGUGCCUACCACAAAGCUGUUUAUUGAUGGGAAGUUUGUUGAAUCCAAGAGUUCAGAAUGGUUAGACAUUCACAAUCCUGCCACCAAUGAGGUGAUCGGCCGGGUCCCUAAAGCCACACAGGAGGAGAUGUUGGCUGCUGUGGACUCAUGCUCGCGAGCAUAUCACUCUUGGUCUGAGACUUCCAUUUUGACCCGUCAGCAGGUUUUCCUCCGCUACCAGCAGCUCAUUAAAGACAACAUUAAAGAGCUGGCUAAGCUGAUCACUCUGGAGCAGGGGAAAACACUGGCAGAUGCUGAGGGCGAUGUGUUCAGAGGAUUACAGGUGGUAGAACAUGCAUGUAGCAUCACUUCCCUUAUGCUGGGGGAGACUCUGCCCUCCAUCACUAAAGACAUGGAUACCUACACAUACCGGCUACCUCUUGGUGUCUGUGCUGGUAUUGCCCCUUUCAACUUUCCUGCCAUGAUCCCACUCUGGAUGUUCCCUAUGGGCAUGGUUUGUGGGAACACGUACCUGAUGAAGCCCUCGGAGCGUGUGCCCGGAUGUACAAUGAUGCUGGCCAAGCUGCUGCAGGACGCUGGAGCUCCAGAUGGCACACUCAACAUCAUCCACGGCCAGCACAGUGCUGUGAACUUCAUCUGUGAUCACCCUGCUAUAAAAGCCAUAAGCUUUGUUGGCUCCAACCAGGCAGGAGAGUACAUCUACGAGAGAGGCUCCAAAAACGGCAAGCGAGUGCAGUCAAAUAUGGGGGCAAAGAACCAUGGUGUGGUAAUGCCCGAUGCUAAUAAAGAGAACACUCUGAACCAGCUGGUGGGUGCUGCAUUUGGAGCAGCUGGUCAAAGAUGUAUGGCACUUUCCACUGCCGUCUUGGUUGGAGAAGCUUGCAACUGGCUGCCUGAACUGGUAGAGCGUGCCAAGAACCUGCGUGUCAAUGCAGGUGACCAGCCAGGUGCUGACAUUGGCCCCCUGAUCACCCCUCAGGCCAGGGACCGUGUGAACAGACUCAUCCAGAGUGGAGUGGAUGAGGGUGCUAAACUGCUGCUUGAUGGCAGGAAUGUGGCCGUUAAAGGCUUUGAGAAUGGCAACUUUGUGGGACCCACCAUCAUCAGUAAUGUCACACCUGACAUGCAGUGCUAUAAGGAGGAGAUCUUUGGCCCGGUCUUGGUGGUCUUAGAAGUUGACACUUUGGAUGAAGCCAUCAGUAUCAUCAAUAAAAACCCAUAUGGAAAUGGAACCGCCAUUUUUACCACCAAUGGUGCUGUAGCUCGCAAAUACACCCAUGAGGUGGAUGUUGGCCAGAUUGGAGUGAAUGUACCAAUUCCUGUUCCCCUUCCAAUGUUCUCCUUCACUGGCUCUAGGGCCUCUUUCAGGGGUGAUACCAAUUUCUAUGGCAAACAGGGCGUCCAGUUCUACACACAGAUCAAAACUGUUACUUCACAGUGGAAGGAAGAGGAUGCUACCGUAAAAUCUCCAGCAGUUACCAUGCCAACCAUGGGACGUUAAAUUUCAAGAGAGCACCCAAAUACUGACCUCUCUCAAAGCCCCUGAAGUGUAGCAUUUGCUGUACAGACGGGUAUAAAGUGACUUGGGAUUUUUACUAGUGUAGAAAUUUUAAACCAAUUACAGGGAUUUUUACUAGUAUAGAAAUUUUUAAUCAGUGACAAAUAGACAAAUAGUCUAGUUCCACUAGACUAUUCAACUUUCUGAUCCCUACUACAGUAUGUCCAAAACUGCUAUAUUUCUUUCCAUAGCGCCGUUUGCUUUUCCACAUGUUAAUGUGGAACAACUGGUAACUGAAAUUUGGAAUCUGUUUUUCACUGAAGAUUACACAGAUGCAAAGAAAUCUACAGCCUAAAAAAAUGUGGCUAGGCAAAGCAUUAAUGCUUUUCAAUUUUAUUACAUCAUACAACAUUAUCACAUUAUGUGGUGGUCUCCUUCCUUUUUAAAAUGUGUUUCAAAUAUAAGCUUUAAAAAACA